Messenger RNA from Gracilinanus agilis (Agile Gracile Mouse Opossum), 1251 nucleotides. RefSeq names its product solute carrier family 35 member D3 (gene SLC35D3). Gene Ontology annotation, molecular function: antiporter activity. The transcript has 2 exons. NCBI's taxonomy places the organism in Eukaryota, Metazoa, Chordata, Mammalia, Didelphimorphia, Didelphidae. The coding region runs from base 1 to 1251 and encodes 416 amino acids. The record is from RefSeq and is a predicted model, not a curated record. Gene Ontology annotation, cellular component: Golgi apparatus.
AUGCAGCUGUGCAAAGGCCGGAUGCUGGGCAUCUCAGUGGCCAUCGCCCAUGGGGUCUUCUCCGGCUCCCUCAACAUCCUGCUCAAGUUUCUCAUCAGCCGCUAUCACUUCGCCUUCCUGACCCUGGUGCAGUGCAUGACCAGCUCCACUGCUGCCCUCAGCUUGGAGCUGCUGCGGCGCCUGGGACUUGUCUCUGUGCCUCCCUUCAGCCUGAGCCUGGCGCGCCCCUUCGCCGGGGUCACCGUGCUAUCCACGUUGCAGUCCAGCCUCACCCUCUGGUCCCUUCGGGGCCUCAGUUUGCCCAUGUAUGUGGUCUUCAAGCGCUGCCUGCCCCUGGUCACUAUGCUCAUCGGUGUCCUAGUGCUCAAGAACGGGGCGCCCUCGCCCGGGGUCCUAGUGGCUGUACUCAUCACCACAUGCGGGGCAGCCCUGGCAGGAGCUGGUGAUCUAACUGGGGACCCCAUUGGGUACGUGACAGGUGUCUUGGCAGUAUUAGUUCAUGCUGCUUAUCUUGUGCUUAUUCAGAAGACCAGUGCAGACUCCGAGCACGGAGCCCUCACAGCCCAGUAUGCCAUUGCCGUCUCUGCCACACCUCUACUCAUCAUUUGCUCCUUUGCCAGCAUGGACUCUAUCAAUGCUUGGGCCUUCCCAGGAUGGAAAGAUCCAUCCAUGGUGUGCAUCUUUGUAGCCUGUAUCUUGAUUGGCUGUGCCAUGAACUUUACUACACUCCACUGUACUUAUAUUAACUCUGCUGUGACCACUAGUUUUGUUGGAGUGGUGAAAAGUAUAGCCACCAUCACAGUGGGCAUGGUGGCCUUCAGUGAUGUGGAGCCUACUUCUCUGUUCAUAGCAGGUGUGGUGGUGAACACUUUUGGCUCUCUAAUUUAUUGUGUGGCCAAAUUCAUCGAGACCAGAAAGCAAAGCAGUUAUGAGGACCUGGAGAAAGACCAGAGGGAAGAUGUGCUGGAGACAAAUGGAGCUCAACCGCCAUUUGUUAUGGAGGCCUUGCCCAAAGGAAAUGGGGAAAUGGGAGGAGAGAAGACAGCCAGUGGGAUCUCUCAGCCCUGUACUGACAAGUCUAAACAUGGUGCUGUGGAAACAGCACAGGGCUCCACCAGCUGCCAGGAAGCAGAAGGAGUUAACAAGAACUCAUUAAAGGAUGCUUACCUUGGAGUAUGGAGAUUGGUUAGAGGGACUAAAUAUAUGAAGAAAGAUUAUUUGCUAGAAAAUGAGGAACUAUCCAGUCCCUGA